AUGCCUUCACUUACGUCUAUGGCGAAGUCCCUCCUCGCCCGUGCCCAAGAGAUCGACGCGGAACUCGAAGCCCGUGGCAUUCCGUACCCCUCAUUUGAUGUGGACACGCUCGAAAAGCUGCCUUUCGAGGCCCAGAAGAAGCGGUGGGAGCUUGUAGAUGCAAGCCACGAGUUCCGACAGCUGACUCGGGGAGCUAUGCUGUCGGCAUGGGACAUUGCCUUUAAUUGGACCGACGCACUCACUCUGCGCAUAAUUUGGCGCUACAAGCUCGCCUCCGCCGUGCCCCUUGAUGGCAGCGCGAGCUAUGAGGAGAUCGCGGCCACCUCAGGCCUGUACAAGCCGCUCGUAUUUCGUGCGAUUCGAGCCGCCAUCGCCAACAACAUCUUCGAUGAAGAUGACUCCGGCCGAGUGCGCCAUACGGCCAUAUCGCGGCUGCUGGCCACUCAUCAGGGUUUCUACGACGGUGUCGGCCUCCAGAUUGAAGACCUCGGGCCUGCAAGCACGAAAGUGAUCGAGGCGUGGGAGACCCUAUGUUCGCCAUACUGGCGGCGGCCGGCACCCGAGCGGGCCCGCCGCUUCGACUCGGCCAUGCACUUCUUGACCGCGGACGAGAGCUGGAACUUUCGCCACAUGCUGAAUGCUUUCGACUGGUCGACGCUGGAUACACCGGGGGCCCGCAUCGUCGAUAUCGGCGGUGGUAACGGGCAGGUAUCACAGCUCCUCGCGCAACACACGAAGCAUCUCACCUUCACCGUACAGGAUCUUCCCCACGUGGUAGCGGAGGCGCCCGGGCAGCUCCCUGACGAGUUCAAGAGCCGUAUCCUGUUCGAGGUGCAAGAUUUCAUGACGCCGCAGCCGGCGGCAAAUCCACCCACGGCCUUCUUAGUGUGCCGGUGCACGCACAACUGGAGCGAUAAGUACAGCGCGCGGCUCCUCGCGAACCUGACGCCCGCGCUGCGAAAGGGUUCCAAGGUCCUGAUCAUCGAGUACGUGCUCGACGACAAACCGGUGAAGAGCCUUGGGGACAAGUUGGGCCUGCAGACCGACCUUGUCAUGGCGACGAUCCUGAACGCCCAGGAGCGGUACGCGUGGGACUUUAAGCGCCUGCUGGAGCUCAGCGAUGAGCGCUACGUGUUGGAAGGCAUCCGGAAGCCGGAAGGGAGCAAGUUGAGUUUAGUGGAGGUCUCGUGGAAGGGGUAA
This is a messenger RNA of Endocarpon pusillum Z07020, 1200 nucleotides long. RefSeq lists its product as uncharacterized. Gene Ontology annotation, molecular function: O-methyltransferase activity. The record is from RefSeq and is a predicted model, not a curated record. The transcript is spliced from 3 exons. The coding region runs from base 1 to 1200 and encodes 399 amino acids. NCBI's taxonomy places the organism in Eukaryota, Fungi, Ascomycota, Eurotiomycetes, Verrucariales, Verrucariaceae.